Adineta steineri is the source of this 1047-nucleotide messenger RNA. Lineage: Eukaryota; Metazoa; Rotifera; Eurotatoria; Adinetida; Adinetidae. The record is from the annotation of a GenBank genome assembly.
AUGGAUGAAAUUGAUGUAUAUCGAUUGGAAGAUUUACCUGUGGAAAUUUUAUUUGAAAUAUUUAAAUCUCUCAAACCUGAAGAACUUUAUUCGUCCAUGGCUCAUUUAAAUAUUCGCAUGAAUAUGAUUCUCAAAAAGCAACCUAAUUUAAAAAUUUCAAUAUAUUGUUUAAAACCUGCAUUAUCAUUUUUUGAUUCAUUUACAUCACUAACCAUUCAUUUUGAUAGUAUAAACGAAUUACAUCUUUAUCAAUUUCAAUACCUGAAUUUAAUCAAUCUUCGUUCAUUGAAUAUUAAUAUAUUAUAUUUAAAAUGGUGGACGGUUGUAUCAGAAGAUGAACUGAAUGCAUUUAUUAAUCCUGCUCGAUGUCCUUUACUCAAAUAUUUACGUUUAUCGGGUUGUACUACUAAACUCACUGAAUUUAUCUUUACGGGUGCAUUUCCUUAUUUAAAAAAAUGCAUAAUUAAAAAUUGUCAAGAAUUCUUUUCCACAUCGUCAAAAGCUUCGGCAAAAACUCUUCACUAUCUUUAUAUGCAUACCGAGAACAAAUAUGACUUCCAUGUGAUGUUAUCUAUGUGUCCUAAAUUAAAACACUUUCACUUCCAUUCUGACGAAUUACCUUCAACUCAAAUACAAAAUAUUCACUAUCCGUUACUGCAAUGUUUGAAUAUUAGAUGGCUUAAAAAUUUUCUCUUUCACAAUGGUCAGUAUGAUAUUUUUCUUUCUUAUUUUCCAAAUCUUAUCAAUUUUGAUCUAACUGUUGCACAUUCCCACAAUCACGAUGAAAUAGUCGAUUUUGCUCAAGUAGCUGAUUGCCUUCGUCGUCGAAUUCCUCGUCUGAAGAAACUAAAACUGAAUAUUUAUUUGCGUCGAACAUAUCCUUUUCAAUUAUUUUAUGGUCAAUUGCCAUUGAUUGCUCAAAUGCACGAAUUAUUUCGAAGUGUUAAUAAAUGUCAAUCGCUUAUAUAUAUUAGGUCAUUUGAUUUCAAUCCUUCAUACAUAGACUAUUGGCAUUAUAUUCGACCUGCAUCUGAACCAAAGUCAUAA